This is a messenger RNA of Macrobrachium nipponense, 2312 nucleotides long. Its product is annotated as acyl-coenzyme A thioesterase 5-like. The record is from RefSeq and is a predicted model, not a curated record. Bases 147 to 1628 code for a protein of 493 amino acids. Gene Ontology annotation, molecular function: fatty acyl-CoA hydrolase activity. Gene Ontology annotation, biological process: fatty acid metabolic process; acyl-CoA metabolic process. NCBI's taxonomy places the organism in Eukaryota, Metazoa, Arthropoda, Malacostraca, Decapoda, Palaemonidae. The transcript is spliced from 5 exons.
GAGACUGAGAGAGAGAGAGAGUGAGUCCUGGUCUAGGCAUAUACGAAGACCGUGGGUCCUGCUACCCACUAGUGAAAGUACGAACUCGCCAAAUCAAGCAAGUCCACAAACCGUGUUGAGAAGUGCAGUGACAAAGAAAAGCCACUAUGAUCAGCAAUGCUUUGACGUGUGUAGUCCAAAUGAGGUUACGGACAACCGCAAGACUACUGGCGAAGAAAUACAGACUAAACCCGACUGGCAGAAGAGGUUUAGCAACGACGGUGCAUCUCGGAAACAAACACAUACAAAGCAGAGACGUCUGGGUGGAAGCCAGCCCUCGAGUCUGCUUACAUGAUGUUCAUACGGAGUUGAAAGCUGGCGGUUUGAAGCCCAACUCCCCAGUCACCCUACGCGCUGACCUCAUUGACGAACAUGGGAAGCACUUCUGCUCUCAUGCCCACUACAUCUCGGAUUCAAGUGGGAGAGUAGAUGUUACUCUGCAAGAGUCAGUGGGAGGAUCAUACACUGGAAUAUUCCCUGCUGGCCUUCUGACAACUCUGAAACCAGCAGCAGAUGAAUUUUCUUUUCUCAGACUAUGCAAAAGGAACCCUGAAACACCUUGGAAGAUAGACAUCAGCCUCAUAGACGGUCACAAGACGUUGCAUGAAGAAUCCAAUGCUCUUUCAACAGUGUGUCUUGAAAGGCACUUUAUUUCACCAGAUGUACAAAGAAUACCUAUACGGCAGGGAAGAGUUCGAGGUACUUUGUUUCUGCCAGGAGGGAAGGGUCCUUACCCUGGAGUCUUGGAUAUGUUUGGGGCUGUAGGAGGACUCCUAGAAUUCAGAUCUGCAUUACUGGCAUCAAGAGGGAUUGCUUCACUGGCUUUGGCGUAUUUUGGAUUUGAAGACCUUCCCAAGAGUACAGAGCACUUCGAACUAGAUUACUUUGAAGAAGCGAUAAACGUGCUUUUAUCUCAAGAAAAUGUUGUAAAAGACAGAUGUGGGAUUGUAGCUGUCAGUAAAUCAACGGACAUUUCAUUUGCUCUAGCUACGUGGGUGUCUCAGGUGAAAGCAGUGGUAUGCAUCAGUGGAACUCCUAUACCACUGGAUUCUACACUAUCUUACAGAGGAAAGACUUUAGUGGAAGGACUGAAAAUGGGUUUUGAACAUUUGAUGAUUGACGAAGAAGGGCGAAUUUAUCCGAAAAGAAAUCUCUACCUCGAGCACUUUACUCCAUUUCACCCACAAUUUAUCCCAAUUGAAAAAGCUGACGAUGGAACACAUUUUCUAGCAGUCGCAGGUGAUGACGAUGGAUGGUCCACAGACAUCCCUACACUGGGUGUCCAGCAACGAUUAGACGCAUUCGGCAAGACCAAUUACGAAGUCGUGAUUUAUCCAGGUGCCGGACAUUUGAUUGAACCUCCAUAUGGACCUUUAAUCUACCAAUCUUACCACCGAUACCUGCCUGUUACUGAUGAAGAGGGUAUGGAAAAGAUGAUUGGGCAACGCAUCCUGUGGGGAGGUCACGCAGAGGGCACGUGCAAAGCACAAGAAGAUUUAUGGCUUCGUAUGAGGAAGUUCAUCACCAGGCAUGUCCAGGAUGAAAGCCCCUGGUACCAGAAGCAUCUCCAGCAAAACAGUAAGCUGUAAAUAUUGUUAAUCAAGACUUACUUUCUGUUCAAGAAUGUCUUCCUUCCUAUGCACAUGAAAUGCAAGUCAUAAUUCAUCACCUAGGGGAGCACCCACACUGCAGUAAAACAUGUUAUGUCAUAAACACACGUCGGACACUUAUCACAAACUAUACUCUGUUUUUUUUCAUCUGUCCAUCCGCCUGUGGUGUUUGUAUGGUAACACUGCGUCCCGGGCUUUAGAUAGUUACGCUAUUUGUAAGUUUUAGGUAAAUGAAAGGAUAUCUGGGUGUACAUCUGCAACUGAAAAGUGUUUUAAUAAUUUACUGUAUGCGAAUUACACCGUUAAUAUUCGAAAUAGGAUAUUAUUAUAAUCGUUGAAUGUAAGCUGAAUGUAACUAUCUAAAGCCCGGGCCGCAGUGUUGCCAUACAAAAACACCACAGGCGGAUGGACAGAAGAAAAAAAACAGAGUAUAGUUACUAAGUCAACAACUGUAAAGUGGAGAAUGAAUCUUUGACUUGUAUGUAACCUGUUUAUAAUGAGUAUGUGCGACAAGUUGUCAUGUGUUUAUGACACUGUACUGCAUUAAUAAUGCACCCUAGCAUUACUGGUUUUAUUGCUAUGCAUCCGCAAGGUAGAAUCUUCCAAAUUCAUAAAUGUUAUCUCCUCCUAAAUAAAUAGGUUAGACUUGCCCUGGUUUUUGCC